Molecule: messenger RNA, 1647 nt
Organism: Cornus florida
Lineage: Eukaryota; Viridiplantae; Streptophyta; Magnoliopsida; Cornales; Cornaceae
Product: coniferyl alcohol acyltransferase-like
Exons: 2
Coding region: 98-1492 (464 amino acids)
Molecular function (GO): acyltransferase activity, transferring groups other than amino-acyl groups
Source: RefSeq, a predicted model, not a curated record
AUCGACCAUAAACCCAUUGCAAAUACUUCUCUCCCUCUCUCACACACACACUGGAGACAUACACACAUUACAUAAAUAAGAGAGAUCGAGUUAAAAAAUGGAUGGAGCAAAAGGAGAUUUCUCAGUGGAGAUGAGGAGGAAGGAAGUAGUGGCAGCAGUGUUGCCAAUGAAAGAGCAUCGGCUGCCACUCUCCAACCUGGAUUUGCUCCUCCCACCCGUGGACGUGGGUGUUUUCUUUUGCUACAAGAAACCCGUAUCCGCCACCGGAGAAGACAAUAUUCCGUUCACCUUCACGUCCAUGGUGUGUGUUCUCAAGAAGGCCUUGGCCCAAGUUCUCGUGUCCUACUAUACGUUUGCAGGGGAGGUAGUGAAGAACACGGUGGGUGAGCCAGAGCUCCUCUGCAACAACUAUGGGGUUGUCUUCCAUGAAGCUUUCGCCAAUAUAGAGCUCCGAGACCUCAACUUAUAUAAUCCUGAUGAAAGCAUCGAAGGCAAGCUGGUUCCUAAGAAGAAGCAAGGGGUGCUCUCUGUCCAGGCCACCGAACUCAAAUGCGGAGGGCUAGUGGUAGCAUGCACGUUCGACCAUCGGGUGGCUGACGCCUACUCGGCCAAUAUGUUUCUUGUAUCAUGGGCGGAGACGGCUCAGUCCAAACCACUCUCUCUUUUUCCGUCAUUCCGGCGAUCUCUUCUCAACCCGCGACAUCCCGGCCGUUACGACCCCUCCAUGGACUACAUGUACGUGCCCAUCUCCGCCCUACAACCUCCCAAUCCAUGCAACCAAGUUGAUCACCUAAUAAGCCGCAUCUAUUACGUGGAAGCUGAGCAGCUCAGUGAGCUCCAAGCUCUUGCCAGAGGAUCCGGACAGAAGAGGACUAAGCUCGAGGCCUUUACCGCCUUACUGUGGAAGAUAAUCGCCUCCGGGGAGGGUGGAAGCUGUAAGAGGUGCAAAAUGGGCAUUGUGGUUGACGGGCGGACGAGGCUCAGCGGAGGAGAUGGCAAGGAGGGGGAGACAAUAAAAACUUACUUUGGGAAUGUGUUGUCCAUCCCGUUUGCGGAGAAGACGGCCGGAGAGCUGAGGGAGAGGCCGUUGAGCUGGGCGGCGGAGGCGGUUCACAAUUGCUUGGAGAGCGCAGUGACAGGGGAGCAUUUCUUGGGUUUGAUAGACUGGGUGGAGGCUCACCGUCCGGAACCAACUAUGGCAACGAUAUAUGCCGGUGGUAGCUCGGAGGAGGAUUGUGGGCCAGCAGUGGUGGUGUCGUCAGGGCAGAGGUUUCCGGUGGCAAAGAUGGAUUUUGGGUGGGGGAAGGCGGCGUUUGGGUCGUAUCAUUUUCCGUGGGGCGGAGAUGCCGGGUAUGUGAUGCCAAUGCCAAGUGCAGUGGGGAAUGGAGAUUGGGUUGUGUACAUGCACUUGUUGAAAGGACAAUUGCAGAUGAUUGAAACUCAAGCAAGUCAUUUGUUUAGGCCCUUGGCUAGUCAUCAUCUUUGCUUUUGAUCUUUAGACUCAGUCAUUAUAAUAUGAUUGUAUGGUCAUGUGUCCUCACUUUUUGAACCUUGUAUUACGAAAGAAAAGUGAAAAGAAAAGAAAUAUUAAAAAAAUAAAAAAUAAACCAGUAUUUUGAUUCUUAUUACGCACUACUUUUAAUUUUU